UUUAUUUCAUGCUUUCUCUCUCACGCACAACACCUACACCUCUUUCUCUCUCUACAAUCAAUCCAUCACUCUAAACUCGCAAACUGAAAAUUCCCAUGGUGUAAAUUGUUUUCUCUCAGAUCCCUCCCAUUGUUCUUGGUUCCUCUCUCUCUCUCUCUCUCUUCUAUAACUCUGCUCGAGAUUCUGUUGUCCGUACGGCAUUGUUUUUGUUUCUUUUUUGCUGAGUGAGAUAUGAUGCUGUUUCUCUGGAAUUGUUUCUGAGCUUGAAGUAUUUGGAUAUAAUUCAGACUUACCAAUAGAAUUUGAACGGGUCAUUAUUCCCCUAGGAGCUACUAUGACAAUUAGUUGAAUUGAGAAAUUCAGCUUUGAAAAUAUCCCGACGAAGAUUUUCCAGUAGCAACAUCUAGAGUUUGGAUUUCACUGUGAGGCUUAAUUGUAAGCUUGCAUCAGUUUCUUCCUGAUUGGCUUCAUACAAAGAUCAGGAUACAGGUGGAGGCGGCUCACAUGAUAUGUAGAGUUGUUGGUAUUGGUGAUCUUCAAGGAAUAAUUGGUUGUGUUGCUUUUCUGCUGCUAAUCACAUCUGCUCAAAAGUGAGAUGCUGGAGACAGAAUCAUGCCCUUCACGGGUUUUAUCACCUUUCCGGGAGGAAAGUGGUGAUGAAGAGCUGUCAGUUCUUCCAAGGCAUACAAAGGUUAUCGUGACAGGAAAUAACAGAACCAAGAGUGUUUUGGUGGGUCUGCAGGGUGUUGUCAAGAAGGCGGUUGGGCUUGGUGGUUGGCAUUGGCUGGUUUUAAAGAAUGGGGUUGAGGUCAAGCUCCAACGAAAUGCUUUGAGUGUGUUAGAGCCUCCUACUGGUAACGAAGGAGAUGAUGAUUAUGAUUUUGAUGAUUCCAGCAGUGGCUCUGAUAUUUGUGAAAAGGACCAUCAUCGCUUCUCUACUGGCUUUCACUUCAGCAAGAUCAGCAAGCCCAGAGUCCGAUAUAGUAGACCCUGGUUGCCAUCUGUUUCGGCAAAGUCAAUUAAUCGCAGUAGUUGCAGAGAAGUUCAGUCCAAAUGUCAUACGACCCAACCGAGAGUUAAUUUGGCAAAGCUUGGAACUGGAUCAUUGUGGAGAUAUUGGAGAAGCUUCCAUCUGGCGCAUAUUAAUCCUAACCCUACAAAGGAACAACUGCUUAGUGCUAUCCAGCAGCAUUUCUCUUCACAGCAUGUGGAUGAGGUAGAAGUGAUUGUGGAAUUUAUCCGUGCGGCCAAGAAACUACAGUCAGUUGGCACAAAUAGAGAUCUGUGAUUGAUUCCUAAAAAUCAGAUUUUCAAUGCCUGUAAUAUAUAUAUGUAUCUAGUUGAUAUACUUAUGUACCUAACUCUAGUUCACCUCUAAUUAACAGCUAAUUUAGAGACCAUAUGUGCACGAGAGCUUAAUUUAUUCUGCAAUCUCGAACCCUAACCUUGUACCAUGGUGCAUCGCGCUAUUAAUAUUAUGCUUCUUAAUUCUCUCA
Molecule: messenger RNA, 1496 nt
Organism: Sesamum indicum (sesame)
Lineage: Eukaryota; Viridiplantae; Streptophyta; Magnoliopsida; Lamiales; Pedaliaceae
Biological process (GO): regulation of DNA-templated transcription
Cellular component (GO): histone deacetylase complex
Molecular function (GO): protein binding; transcription coregulator activity
Source: RefSeq, a predicted model, not a curated record